Molecule: messenger RNA, 1686 nt
Organism: Penicillium brasilianum
Lineage: Eukaryota; Fungi; Ascomycota; Eurotiomycetes; Eurotiales; Aspergillaceae
Source: the annotation of a GenBank genome assembly
AUGAAAGGCCUCCGAAGCUGGAUUCCCUUCCUUCUCUUGAGCCUUUUGGGCUCCACCGAUGCGUCCACUUCCCUACUAACGGUCACCGAGACCAGCCAGAGCACUGUAACCCAGACCAACACUGGCGUGGCCACCAUCACCACAAGCACCUGCUCGUUGGAGAGCAGUGCUUUGCCCUCGUCCUGCUCAAACGGAAUCUGGACAUCGGGCUCGAAAUACUACUCCGUGCAAUGUGGAGGCGCGUCUCUAACCAGUGCGGCGACCAUUCGUGCCUAUGUACAGCUUCCUUUUUCGAGGUGCAACCAAUACUGCGACGCGAUUGCCAGCUGUGCUGGAGUCAACUUUUACACAAUCGGCGCGGUCUCAGAAUGCUUCCUGGUCAGCGGCACGCCGACAAUGGUGGCAGCCUCAUCGUCGAUGACGGCGGUAGAAAUCUUCACGACCAAUCCCUGUAUUGCAACGUCGACAUUCAGCACUACCGAAACUGUGGUGUUGACCAUCGACUAUACCACAACUUCAGUCUCGACCCUCGUUAUCUUGACCCCAACUCCGACACCGACCUCCACAUUCACUUCUUCUCAGACGCUGGUGUCAUCUUCUAGGCCGCUAUCGUCUGCUCUAUCCAGCGCAGUUCAGUCUUCAUCCACUCCGAAUGCUUCUCCGUCCAGUUCUGUGACUGUCGCAUCUUCUUCGGCUCCCUUCAAGUCCUCUUCCGCCCGCUCGCCCUCGUCGUCGCUCAUUCAUUUCCAAAGUACAUCUCAGAGCGCGUCCCAGAGCGCAUCCCGAAGUGCAUCCCGAAGUGCAUCCUCUAGCGCAUCCCAGAGCAUAUCCCAGGGUGCAUCCCACAGCGCAUCCCGAAGUGCAUCCCGAAGUGCAUCCCGAAGUGCAUCACAGAGCGCAUCCCAGAGCGCACACAGCUCAACCCUGCAUCCAGUCCCAAGCUCAAUUUCAUCCUCAAGCUCGGCGGGUGUUUUCUCUUCUUCCACUGCAGUCGUAUCGUCAUCUGGCAUACCUUCGGAGAGCUCGCAACUAUCACCAGUAUCUUCGCCGAUACCACAGUCAUCUCCAUCCGGCUUCCUGACUCUUCCGGGAUCCGUCUCUUCACGCCCUUUCUCAACCUCCUCGGAGUCUCUGUCUUCCUCUUCCACUCAAUCCGUCAGUACUCAGUCACUCGACACUACAGCCAGCACUUUAGAUGAUACACGGACUACAGUUGUUCCAGGAAAUCCUUCUGCGCGCGUGACAGCGAGCGAGGGUAUCACUACUGAAACCAUCUAUACCACCGUCGUUUCGACCAUCUAUAAGUGCGCUUCAACAGUGAAUGAUUGCCCUUUCUCUGAGCAAACUCCCUCUCCAGUCACACACACAAUUCCAACUGCAACCUCUGUGUAUUCGGUCACCACUUCUACUGUCUAUGAAACCCGGAGCCACACUGUUAGUGCGUGCCCGCCGUGGAAAAGCAAGUGUCAGCCGUCCGAAAUGACCACCUCUGUGACCACUGAGACGCACGAGGCUUACACUACUACGAUUCGGGUUCCAAUUGAAAGAGCGGCCCCUACUGCCGCCAUCACGGAUAUGGAGACCAACACCCGAGGUGAUGUGGUUGCUCCAGUUGAGACUGUUCGAGUGACAAAGAUGGUGACAGUCUUGGCCUGUCCCGCUGAAUAUGAUACUCAGAAGCAAUGA